CAAAAAUUGUACUGAAUUUAAUUUUAAAAUUUGUCACAUUGUGUUCUAUUUAUCGCACGCGCGAUUGGUUGAUUUGUUUUAAGUUUCAUUUAAACAGAACAAUCGAAAAUUGUCAUAAUAAAUGCCUGUUUUUUUAUAUAACUGCAGUAGUAUUUUCUGUACUUAAAGUGAAAUGAGUGGACCUAUUUGAAAUUUGUUAAAAAAAAGAGGGAAAAUUCUAGUGCAGUCCAGUGCAGUAAUAAAAAACGAACCCUGGGUUGUUCUCUUCGCGGCAACAAAGAACUGACCGAAAUCACAAAAGACGCGACAGUAUGGCGACCUUUGUACCGCACGUGUGAUCUUUCUGGGCAUAUGCCUCGCGCAGAUAAAUGUGAAUUGGUCCGGAUACGCCUUUGAAAGGUUAGAGAUUACUCUCCACAAGAUUCGUGAUUACGGGACUGUGACGUUACGCGGCCACUGCUUUGACGGAAGGCCAAUCGGAGUGUCGAGUGAUAUAUAACGUGUCAGACGACUGCUGGAUCGUCACUCACGUCGCACACCCUGCGCUCCAAGUGCUCCAACUGUAAACAAAGAUAUAUUAAAUUUUGUCGCCUAUAUAAUUUUCUCUUAUAUGCAGUCGUGCGGCUGAACGGACACGGCGUGACACCACGUUUCUCGGAGUUUCUAAUCCUCCGGGAGAACGGCCGGAACCUUGGAACAAAAAUUAUUUAAUCUCGCGAACAUGGAUGAUGAUGAUCAUUAUCAAAGCGGUUAUGACGACCACUAUCAAAGCGGUUCCUUUCCAAAGGAUUUCGGGUAUGCGCCGUUCGACGGUGAAACUGAGGGAUCUAUGGAUCCAUUAGCUGGAGAACAAAAGCCUAGAAUACUUUUGAUGGGUCUCAGACGAAGUGGCAAAUCGUCGAUACAGAAGGUGGUAUUCCACAAGAUGUCACCAAACGAGACGUUAUUCUUAGAGAGUACAAAUAAAAUAAUUAAAGACGACAUAAGUAACUCGAGCUUCGUACAAUUUCAAAUAUGGGAUUUCCCUGGACAAAUCGACUUCUUCGAUCCUACUUUUGACAGUGAUAUGAUAUUCGGCGGUUGCGGGGCACUGGUGUUCGUGAUAGACGCGCAAGAUGAUUACAUGGAGGCACUCAAUAAGCUUCACGCGACAGUUACGAAGGCGAACAAAGUCAAUCAAGCGAUCAAGUUUGAAGUUUUUAUCCAUAAAGUGGAUGGACUGUCUGAUGACUGUAAGAUGGAAACACAAAGAGAUAUACACACGAGAGCCAAUGAUGAUUUAGCAGAUGCUGGGUGCGAUCAGAUACACUUGAGUUUUCAUUUGACCUCGAUAUAUGAUCAUAGUAUAUUUGAAGCAUUUAGUAAAGUUGUUCAAAAGUUGAUACCACAGCUGCCUACCUUAGAAAAUUUACUCAAUAUACUCAUAUCAAAUUCAGCGAUUGAGAAGGCAUUCCUAUUUGAUGUUGUUUCAAAAAUAUAUAUAGCAACAGAUAGCUCACCUGUUGAUAUGCAGAGUUAUGAACUAUGUUGUGAUAUGAUUGACGUUGUUAUCGAUGUUUCGUGCAUAUAUGGAUUGAGAGAAGAUUUAGAAGCCGCUGCAUUCGAUAACCAAAGUUCCAGUUUAAUUAAAUUAAAUAAUGGCACAAUCCUGUACUUGCGUGAGGUGAAUAAGUUUCUAGCGUUGGUCUGCAUCUUACGAGAAGAUAAUUUUGACAGACAAGGUGUGAUCGACUAUAACUUUCUUUGUUUCCGCAAGGCAAUACAGCAGGUAUUUGAAUUACGAAACAAAGCAUUAGCCGCGACAAACGCAACCAAUCACUCAUCGUCGCCUGUUAGCACAAACGAAACACCAAACGCUCCCACAGUGUCACAAACUGGAACUAUUGGACAGAAUGGUACCGUUGUAAUUGCGCAGAGUUAAUCUUUAUGUGCAAUCUGUAUAGAAUCUAUUAAGCACGAAUGUAAUAUAACAGACUUUAAUAUUAACUUCAUUUAUUAAUUAUUUGGAGAGAUCUCUUUUUUGCAAAUAUAUACGUUACAAACACCACACAUCUUUUUUCCCUCUUAAUAUUAUACUUUUUGUAAUAUAUUAUUAAACAUGAAAUAUAUCUUUCACAUCAA
Molecule: messenger RNA, 2121 nt
Organism: Solenopsis invicta (red fire ant)
Lineage: Eukaryota; Metazoa; Arthropoda; Insecta; Hymenoptera; Formicidae
Gene: RagC-D
Product: ras-related GTP-binding protein C
Exons: 7
Coding region: 722-1921 (399 amino acids)
Biological process (GO): cellular response to starvation; positive regulation of TOR signaling; cellular response to amino acid stimulus
Cellular component (GO): Gtr1-Gtr2 GTPase complex; lysosome; nucleus
Molecular function (GO): GTP binding; GTPase activity
Source: RefSeq, a predicted model, not a curated record